This is a messenger RNA of Drosophila teissieri, 6627 nucleotides long. It is a transcript of the gene Appl, whose product is annotated as amyloid-beta-like protein. Bases 280 to 3021 code for a protein of 913 amino acids. Gene Ontology annotation, biological process: central nervous system development; axonogenesis. Lineage: Eukaryota; Metazoa; Arthropoda; Insecta; Diptera; Drosophilidae. The transcript is spliced from 12 exons. Gene Ontology annotation, molecular function: transition metal ion binding; heparin binding. The record is from RefSeq and is a predicted model, not a curated record. Gene Ontology annotation, cellular component: membrane; neuronal cell body; neuron projection.
AUUCGCACUUUCGGACUCGUGGACUUUCGGACUGGGACUCGCAGGAUUGCAGGCAGCGAGAGCACUCGCAGUCGUUUGUGAGCGUUCGCAGCGCCAGCAAAGUGUUAAACGAAUAGCCAACAAAGCAAAUACAAUUAACCACAACUGGAAGCACUUCAGCCCAGCCGCAGGAGCAGCUAAGUUCACACCAAACUCUCGGAGAUUCCCCGCCAGGAGACAGGACAAGGAGUCAAGGAGUCAAGCAGCCAAGCAGCCAAGCAGCUGAAAGGAGUGCGAACAAUGUGCGCCGCGCUGCGUCGUAAUUUGUUGCUGAGGAGCCUCUGGGUCGUCCUGGCCAUUGGCACCGCUCAGGUUCAGGCCGCCUCGCCGCGAUGGGAGCCCCAGAUUGCCGUUCUCUGUGAGGCCGGGCAAAUCUACCAGCCGCAAUACCUUUCCGAGGAGGGACGCUGGGUGACGGACCUCAGCAAGAAGACAACCGGGCCCACAUGUUUGCGUGAUAAAAUGGAUUUGCUCGAUUACUGCAAGAAGGCCUACCCCAACCGAGACAUAACCAACAUCGUGGAGUCAUCCCACUACCAGAAGAUCGGCGGCUGGUGUCGCCAGGGGGCUCUGAAUGCGGCCAAGUGCAAGGGAUCCCACCGCUGGAUCAAGCCAUUCCGCUGUCUCGAAGGACCAUUCCAAUCGGACGCCCUGCUGGUUCCCGAGGGCUGCCUGUUCGACCACAUCCACAACGCCUCCCGAUGCUGGCCAUUUGUGAGGUGGAACCAGACCGGAGCAGCCGCUUGCCAGGAGCGCGGCAUGCAGAUGCGCAGCUUCGCCAUGCUCCUGCCCUGCGGCAUCUCGGUCUUCUCCGGCGUGGAGUUCGUCUGCUGUCCCAAGCACUUCAAGACCGAUGAAAUCCAUGUAAAGAAGACCGACUUGCCGGUGAUGCCGGCGGCUCAGAUCAACACCGCCAACGACGAGCUGGUAAUGAAUGACGAAGACGACAGCAACGACUCGAACUACUCCAAGGAUGCCAACGAGGACGAUCUGGACGAUGAGGAUGACUUGAUGGGUGAUGACGAGGAGGACGACAUGGUAGCGGAUGAGGCAGCAACCGCAGGCGGGAGCCCCAGCACCGGAUCCUCCGGCGACUCGAACAGCGGAUCUCUGGACGACAUAAACGCGGAGUACGACAGCGGCGAGGAGGGCGACAACUACGAGGAGGACGGUGCUGGUUCCGAGAGCGAGGCUGAGGUCGAGGCCUCCUGGGAUCAGAGCGGAGGAGCCAAGGUCGUGUCCCUGAAGGGCGAUGCCUCGUCCUCGUCCUCGUCGUCGUCCCCGUCCAGCGCUCCGGCUGCUCCCGCCGCCGAGAAGGCACCCAUGAAGUCCGAAUCGGUCACGAGCACCCCUCAGCUCUCCGCUUCUGCAGCCGCCUUUGUAGCUGCCAACUCUGGAAACUCGGGAGUAGGAGCUGGAGCUGGAGCAGGAGCUGGAGCCCCACCAUCCACCGCCCAACCCACUUCGGACCCCUACUUCACCCACUUCGAUCCGCACUACGAGCACCAGAGCUACAAAGUAAGUCAGAAAGAAGCCCAACAGCGCCUUGAGGAAUCGCACCGCGAGAAGGUCACGCGCGUGAUGAAGGACUGGUCCGAUCUCGAGGAGAAGUACCAGGACAUGCGCCUAGCGGACCCCAAGGCAGCCCAGUCCUUUAAGCAGCGGAUGACGGCUCGCUUCCAGACUUCUGUUCAGGCACUCGAGGAAGAAGGCAACGCCGAGAAGCACCAGCUGGCCGCCAUGCACCAGCAGCGCGUGUUGGCCCACAUCAACCAGCGGAAGCGCGAGGCCAUGACCUGCUACACCCAGGCCCUCACUGAGCAGCCCCCGAAUGCCCACCACGUCGAGAAGUGUCUGCAGAAGCUUCUGCGCGCCCUGCACAAGGACCGCGCCCACGCCCUGGCCCACUACCGGCACCUGUUGAACUCCGGAGGACCUGGUGGCCUGGAAGCAGCCGCUUCGGAGCGUCCACGCACGCUGGAGCGCCUCAUCGACAUCGAUCGUGCCGUCAACCAGUCGAUGACCAUGCUCAAGCGCUACCCAGAGCUGUCGGCCAAGAUUGCCCAGCUGAUGAAUGACUACAUCCUGGCACUGCGCAGCAAGGACGACAUUCCCGGCUCCUCGCUGGGGAUGAGCGAGGAGGCGGAGGCCGGCAUUCUGGACAAGUACCGCGUCGAGAUCGAGCGCAAGGUGGCCGAGAAGGAGCGACUGCGGCUGGCGGAGAAGCAGCGCAAGGAGCAGCGGGCCGCCGAGCGGGAAAAACUGCGCGAGGAGAAGCUGCGCCUGGAGGCCAAGAAGGUGGACGACAUGCUCAAGUCCCAGGUGGCCGAGCAGCAGUCCCAGUCGACCCAGUCGUCCACCCAGUCGCAGGCGCAGCAGCAGCAGCAACAGCAGCAGCAGGAAAAGAGCCUCGCCGGCAAGGAGCUGGUAGGCGGCGACGGAGCUCUGGUCACAGCGGCCAAUCCCAACCUGGAGACCACCAAGAGCGAGAAGGAGCUGUCGGACACUGAGUACGGCGAGGCAACAGUGAGCAGCACCAAGGUGCAGACCGUGCUGCCCACGGUCGACGACGAUGCCGUCCAGCGGGCGGUGGAGGACGUGGCCGCCGCCGUUGCCCACCAGGAGGCCGAGCCGCAGGUGCAGCACUUCAUGACCCACGACCUGGGCCACCGCGAAUCGAGCUUCUCGCUGCGCCGCGAGUUCGCGCAACAUGCGCACGCGGCCAAGGAGGGCCGCAACGUCUACUUCACGCUCUCCUUCGCCGGCAUCGCCCUGAUGGCGGCCGUUUUCGUGGGCGUGGCCGUGGCCAAGUGGCGAACAUCGCGCUCGCCGCACGCCCAGGGCUUCAUCGAGGUCGACCAGGUGGGUUGUCAGAACGUCACAACACACCAUCCCAUCGUGCGCGAGGAGAAGAUCGUGCCCAACAUGCAGAUCAAUGGGUACGAGAAUCCGACCUACAAGUAUUUCGAAGUGAAAGAGUAAGCGAGAUGGCGGAGCGAGCGAGUGGCACACAUCAACAACAACAACAGCAACAACAGCAAAUGCAAAUGCAAAAGCAAAAGCAACAGAAACAGCAACUGCAGCCACCGCGAUUUCAAAAUGGAAAACUUAAGCGUAAUAUUAAAGCAGAUGGGAGAGGAGAAAUGAUUUUUUUUUUUCGUCAAAAGGAGCGCAGUUUCAAUAAGCAAGAAUGGAAGGGUAGAAGAAGAAAGAUAAAUUCAAUAAAUGGUAAUAUAUCUAUAUAUUAAAUUAAAGCAAGCAAGCAAGCAAGCAGAAAGGCAACAAUAUAAAGCAAGCAAUUAAAUUUAAGUAUUUGAAUGUUUAACAAAACGCCGUAAACAUCCUUUCCAGCUCUCUCUCCCUCUCUCUCUUUCUCUUCCCCUGUCUCUGUCUCUGUCCCAUCACCACGCCCAUACACACACAGAAGGCACACACACACACAAUCACAGACACCUCCCAAGUAAGGAUCAGAGGGGAGCAGGAGAGGGGAGGGGAGGAAGGAGAGGAGAGGAGCGGAAGAAGAGCAAAACAAAAGAUAUUCCUAGUAAAUAAAUUGUCAACACACACACACACACACACCCACUCACAUUCCAACACCGACUCACCAACAGACACAGACACAGGCACACACAUACCAAGACACAUCGCAUUCAUGCCUGCUUCGUAGCAUACUUUUGAGCGUUGCUUGCAAGCCGAUCGCAGUUCUUACCAAAAACCUACGCCAUUAAUUAGAGCGGCAGCAGGAGCUAGAAGGGAAAAGCAGGAGGCAAGAACACCCACACCCACACACACACACAGAUACAGAAUCUCACACACCGAGACACUUGUGAACCCAAGAGCUACCUACGCGUACUAAUCCCUAUACGAUCGUGCAUUUGUCGAACUUUCUCUCUCUGUAAGCCACACACACACUCACUCACCAGAGAAGGAAGCACACAAAUCACGCCCACACAAGUUAGACACACACACACCCACACACACACACUCACACACAUACACGCAAAAUAUAUACAAAAUAUUUACAGCAAAGCCAGAAGAAAUGUCCAUAAAUGUAUUUAUGUAUCUAUACACGAGCCACACAAACCAAAGGUAAAAGGUCAAAGGUCGCAGGUCGAAGGUCAGCCAGCUAGGGAAGAACGACGACGCUUGGCGGGCUUUGAAUAUAAUAUACGAAUCAGCUAUGUAACAGAAACAGAAACAGAAACAAUGCAAAACGCUAAGCUAAUUGCAGACAGAAACAAAGAAACAAAACAAAAAGAAAAAGAAAGGCAAAAACCAAAUAUUAAAACGAAAAGCGAACAAAUUUUAGAACUUUUUCUGCAUAUUUUGUGUGUAAGUCGAUGGUCGAACAGAAACAAGAACAAAAAGGAUUUCUCUCUUUUUUACGUACAUUUUCACCGAAAAGACAGCACAAAACAAGACAGCAGUCACACCCACACACACACAGCACACACACACACACACACACACUGAACGGAGCCCUUGAGCCAAGUUGAGUUCAAUUGAGUUAAAUUGAGUUGAGUUGAGUUGUUGCAUUUCAUAUCGAACGCUUCGCAAGAGUUGCAUAAUUGCAAUUGCCUCUAAAGCAAAAAACUGGCGCAGCAAGAAGAGAUAAGCGGACUCGGCGAACCGGAGGCGGAAUCGCGAAAUCCAGGGAGACGGCACCGGCACCAACACCGGCACCACCUAGAGUGGCUAGUGGAGAGUGGAGGCUCCGAAGACCCGAGGCCCCGAGUUGUAGAGGCGCAGAGGCGCAGAGAUAAACCAAUUCGAAGCGGCUAGUUCAUUUCACGGCUCGAUUGCUUGGCAAAUAUUUGGCCUGUUUUGUUCGAGCAGCGAGAUACUGUUACUCAAUCAAGCCAAAUAAUCGAAAUGCUUUCCCCGCCGAAAGCCGACAAGUGGCUGCCCUUCUCAGUCGCAUUCCCUUUGCGAUCUGCGUUCAAUUUCCAUUGCGACUGAUGCACUGAUCCACUGAUGCUGGGGUGCCAUUUUCUUGGUGCGAUUCACUUGGUGUCUCACUCACUUCGGCUGACAGGAAGUGCGGAAGUUUCGGGGGAAACAGGAGCUCAGCCGAAAUAGGAACUCAGAUUAAAGCUGGGAUGUUACUAAAUCAAAACUGCGGCGAUUUCACCGGAAUUAUCAGGAAGAAAGCUCAGAUUUAAGUAGACAUUUGUGGCAUUUACGAGUUUCGUUUAUUCACUUUCACAUCAGUUUCAGACAUUAUUCGGUGUUGGUGCCUGAGUUCAAUAUCCAAUAUCUGAUAUCUUGCGAUCAGUUUAAAUGUAAACACUAUCCAUGGCCCCAUUUUCAGUUUGAGCUUCAGCUUCAGCUUAAGUUCUGAUUUGAAGUGACCUGCAUUGCAAUGGCCAUUUGAGUGGCAUGAAUCUGGGGAAUGUUUAGAACACUUGGCACAAAAGCAUGGCAAAUCAAGGCAAUCAAGGCGAAUCCACGGCGCUCCACGACACAGAAACAGACACAAACAGAAACAUAAACAGACACGUUAUAUAAUGUAUUACGAACAUAUAUAUAUAUUUCAAGAGGAAAAACAAAAUGGCAAAUCAACUACACAAAAAGCAAAUAAGAAGAAAUCUUACUAGUCAAAGCUUGAAUAUUUUUUAAUUUAUUCAUUAAUGCAACAAGAACAACAAGAAAAAAAUGAAAAAAGUAUACAUAUAUAAAAAAAAACAACAAAAAAAGAAAAAACAAUUGAUAUUUACACUUAGUGAAGCAAAAAGCAAAACCAAAAAACAAAAAAAGCGAAAAGUAUAAGCGAAGAAAGGAACAAAAAAACAAAAAAGAUGCAAAUGUGUAAGAAAUAAACCCCGUCCUGCAUAAAUAAAAUUAAAUAAAAGAAUAAAAUAAAUGGAAGCGUAUAGAAUAUCAUAAAGUAAAGAAGAUUUACACAAAACUUAAAUGCAAAACAAACAAACAAAGAAAACAAAACAAAACAAAAUACGAGAAAGCAAGAACAACAAAAUUAUAAUGAAAUCGCAUGUGUUUUUGUCGUAGUCUCAUCAUUGAAAACCAAGUGAAAAUAAAUAAUAUAAUAAUAAAACAAAAAGCAAAAAAGAGAAAACAAGUAAAUUGUAAUGAGAAGAAAACUGCAAAUAAGAGCAACAAUUUGUGUAAUUCUUUUAGUCGAACUAUGAUUUUUGGACGAGCAGAAAACUAAGUUGGAGCAAAGUAUAUAAAAAUUUAAAUUUUAAAUGUACUCGAAGACAAUUGUAAUUGCAACAAUAAUUGUACGCUACAUAUACUAUUAUUAAUGUGGAAAUAUUUCAGCAUUCUGUCCUGGCGAUUGAGCCCCGAAAUUUGAUCUUCGAUCGGCGGUCGGCGAUCGGCGAUCGACGAUCUUCGAUUUCUGUCGAUCUAUCCGGUUGGAUAAGUUGGGCAUUAUUACAUUACUAAAGCAGCCGGGGGCGCAAGAGACCCAGGAAAAGCCAGGGAAAGCCAGGAAAAGCCAGGAAAAUUGUAUAAUGUUUCACACAGAGAUCCAAUGAGGGAAAACCAAAAAUAAAACAUAAGAAUGCGGUGGAAAUACAGAACAACAAAGAAAAGAAAAGAAACCAACCAAAAACCAAAACAAUU